GGUUAGAAUUGUGGAUAAUCCAAAGUUUCACCACAUAACAUAAAGUUUUACUUCUACCGUUUAGUUUGAACAUUGUGGUCUUAUUAUUACUAUAUUUUGUGGUAAUUUGUUUGGAAUAUUAGAUCGUUUGUAGUAUUUAGUUUCUAAAUCAUGUCGUUAAGUGCAAUGUCGUCAGAUCCUACCAAACAAGUAUUUAACUACCAAGAAGAAAGUCAAUCAGAUAGGCUAGCUAGAAAGUCAAAAGAAACCCCAUUCUUUCCCAUAGCAAUUGGAAUGACAACCUGUGCAGUGGGAUAUGGCAUAUACGCAUUUAAAAACAGAGGUAAAAUGAGCACAAGCGUGUACCUAAUGCAUCUUCGUGUAGGGGCGCAGGGAGCGGCAGUGGCGUCCCUAACCAUGGGACUCUUAUAUACGAUGAUAAACGAACACAUAUUAAAGAAGAAAAAUUAGAUACAGUACAACUAGGUUAGCACAAAUUUAGAUAUUUGAUAUUUUAAAUAAAUUAUAGCAAACUACAUUAGAAAGUUCCAAAAAUUUAAUUUGUUCUUACUAAUUCUUAUUUAUUUUUGUCCAACUGUAUGUAAGAAUGUUAACUUAUUUGUAAAUGACGAACUAUUUAUUAAUAUUUGCUAGUUUAAUAUAAGGAUAACGUGAUAUUAAUUGGAUCGUAUUUAAUAUGGUUUAUUGUACAUAAAUAAAAAGUAUUAAUCUCAGCAAACUCAAUAAAUAAUAUAUUUUCUUUCAAAA
Messenger RNA from Brassicogethes aeneus, 747 nucleotides. NCBI's taxonomy places the organism in Eukaryota, Metazoa, Arthropoda, Insecta, Coleoptera, Nitidulidae. The record is from the annotation of a GenBank genome assembly.